GCUCUGUGCUUCACUUUUCUCAUGGACAAACUUGAGUGGUGUUGAUGAAGAAGAGCAGCUCGAGCUUCAUUUAAACAGGUAUUUGGCCGUAGUCACUUUCCUUGUUGCCUCUUCAAGGAGCCAUUUGCUUGUGGGACACCAAGUCUCCAGCAGUCCUGAAUAAUCUGGAAAGCUACGUCCAAGUGAACAAUUUCCCCCCUUGAUGGAUUCAACAUUUAUAUUAAUCUCACUGUGUAUGUAAUGGUAAUGUAAUGUUCACUUUGUUUACUCAAUCUUAUUAUAAUCAAUGUAUUAAUAGGUGCACUUAAACAAUUCUGUUUCUGAGUAUUGCAGAUUUCAUGAGUUGCAGAAGGUCAUAAAAGUCAUAUCCACUCAAUAACAGGAAACAUCUUGGGCGACCAUUGCUCAAGGAAGAUAAAAUAAGGAAGGGCAGACUGACCUUAACUCUGACAUGAACACACUGACCUGAAGUGUUAUUUUUGUGUUUUGAAAACAUAAUGGGUAUGUAAGCAAAAGGGAACUGCUCAUGUUGUAAUGUUUUUCAUGUUCCCCCUCCCGCUCUGAGAUGAGUAGUUCCCAUGUAACUAGGGCUCCUAAUACUGAAUAAGAGACUUUAGAGGGUAUUGGGUGAACGGCAAGUUACAUGUAACUAAAGUUCUUCUCUCGGUUACUCCCUCCACGCGUGUAAAAGAUAUUAAUCUCUUGUCUUCUCUCUUGUCAGUGAAUAUUGAGUAUAGGUGUAAAGGUGAACCUAUCAACUUGGUCCUUUGUUCGAGCCGGAUCCCAAUAGACCUGAGGACUCCAGCGGAGUGGUAGACCCAGGAAAGACUGUGCACAGCUUUGAAGACCUUUUCCGGGACUGGCUCUAUGGCUUGGUUGGGGUCUGAUGGUUGACGGGUUACCGAGAGAAAGAGACAACAGUGAGUAGGUCUUACUUUAAAAAGAACGGUGUGACUGAGGGUCAUGCGCGUAGAGAAACCCUAAUUAUCCUAGGCUCCAAUUAGGUACAAUUAAAGGGACGCGGAGUCCCGUUAUCGGGUAAAAUAGUGAUAUUUUACUGGCAGAUACAAAAGCCCGUGGUAGGAGAGCAGACUCCUAAAAAACUGUGACAGUAAGAAACGCAAGAAAAAGAAAAAGUGUGUGUGUGUGAAGUGUAAGUGGAGAUUCUAAGCCACUAGGUGAAGAGUCUCAUACCAAUAAGGUUGGAAUUUUUUUUGUGGUGAAUUUCUGUGGAUGCAGAGGCAAGAUUCCUCUACCUACACUGCUAGGUUGAAGUGAGGAAUACCACAUUAAUCACCGCACCAACCUACCACAUCCCAGCUAUAGAGACCUCCCUAGGAGUGGGACAGCUGGACUAAAUUGAGUAAAUAAAAUGGGAAAUAAAACUACAAAGUCGACUCCAAAAGAUAAACUGCAGAUAAAAGACUGGAAAGCCGUGCACGCAAAAUAUCCCGAAAAAUGUACUAAAUUAGAUUUGUGGAUAACAAAGUAUAAGUUUGAGGGUGAGUUAAAAUCUUAAAAAAUAAUUGAACUCCAAUGUCAAAUACAAGAAAAAUGUAAAAAUAAAGAAGGAGAAAUGUGUAAACAUGGUUACUAUCAUUUAGAGAAAUGGCUAGACUUGGCAAUGGCAAGAGAAAAGGGCCAUACAGAAGCUAAACGGAGACAACAAAUGAUGCUUAGUGCAAAAGAGGAGGAGGAUUUGGCUACUGUAGCGGCAGCGCCAGUAGAGCAACCAGUACAGCAGCCUCCGGUACUGCAGCCUCCGGAGGGCUUAGGAGCAGCACAGGGAGAAGAAGAAGACCCUCCCCCAUAUAGAACAUACCCAGAGCUGCCUACUUACGAUGGGGACGUAGGGCACGGCCUGGGAGCAAAAACCAGACACCAGACCAGAAGUAAGGGUAUAAUAAUUGAAUACAGCAAAGAGAUGGGUGCAUAUCCUAUAACUAUUACUAAAAAGGUCAGAGAAACAGUGCAAGUACAGGAUCCAGGGUUCAUUACUCCCACUGCCCCGACGAUGCCAGAGACCACACACAGAACAGCAGAAUUGGACAGGGAGGAGAAAUUAGAACAGGUGACAGACUCCUACCCUAUGAUCCAAGUUGCUAAUCCAAGAGGAGGACAAGUAAUUGACCUUAAUAAUCCAGGAGCAGGAAAUCACCCAGAAACUAUUUUGGUACAUAGGCCUUGGACAGACAGUGACAUAGAUGAUGCAUUAAAGGGGAUUGUUCCACCAAAUGAGGAUGUCACUGAAUUUUUGGAAGCUAUGGACCAACUGAGAAGCUCAUAUAAUUUAAAUGGGCAGGAGAUAGAAAGGGUGUAUAGAAAAGCUUUAGGACAUCAUUGGGCAUCGGUUAAGGGGGACUGGACCUACAUGACUGGUGACGCGCCAAACCAAGUGAUAAUGCCACAUAAUGAGGCCCAGCUUCUAAUAAGGUUGGAGCGCUUAAGAGAAAGAAUCCAGAACAGGUUUGCUAGGAGAGCAAAUUAUAUGGAGAUUAAUAGAACUAAGCAAAGAGAUGAUGAAAGUUUUGAAGAAUUUAGACAUAGACUAACAAAGGUAUUUAAAGUGCAUAGCGGACUUCAGGAUGUAGAAGGAGAUGAUAAUUGUGCAUACAGACAGCAGUUAAAAAACGCGCUGCAUGCCAACACUGUCAUUGGGAUUAGAAAUUGGAUUGACAAACAUUAUAUAAAUUUUGCAACAGGCACAUUGGAUCAAUACAUUGAUAAUGCAAUGCAUGCUGAUAAAGUGAUAAGAAAUAAGCAGAAAAAGGAGAAGGAGAGUAAGAUUUUCACCCUGGAGGGCGCACAAAUAUUUUACAGUGAGAACAGGGGAAGAAAUCAGAGAGGGAGGAACAGAGGUAGGGGGAGAGGCAGAGGAGGAUAUGUGUAUCAAAGACCAAACCCUACUACUGUUGAUAACCCAGAGGACAGAGACAGAUGCUGGGUAUGUGGGAAGAUAGGUCACUGGAAGAGACAGUGCCCAGAGUGGAGAGGAUAUCAGACAAAAGGACAGGAUUAUGACAAAUCACAGGGGACGGCAGCAUGACUAGGCCGGGAGCCGGGGGGUUACUGGGUGGACGACGAUGACGACACACCAGACCUAUUUCCGGACCCAGGGGACUAUGACUGGACCGAAGAAGAUUUGGUAAUGGCGAAUAAACAGGCUUAUGACAAAGAUAAAGAGGUGGAAGGAGAAAUACAGGUUGAUUUACAGGCUGCAUUAGGGCAUGGACAUGCUCUACCAAAUAUUACACUGAUAUUGAAUGGAGUACAAACUUCUUUUUUGUGUGAUACUGGCGCCUGUAAAACCACAAUAAAUGCAAAAAUUCCACACAUGGUGAAAAGUAAGGAGACAGUGACAGUGAGGGCGGCAAACGGAGAGGUCACUCAUGUUUCAUUGACGCAACCAGUAACUAUAACAGACCCUAAAGGAAAGUCAAUUAGACUAGCUGUACUAUAUUUCCCUGAAUGCCCACUAAACCUGUUGGGCCGUGAUGCAUUGGCAGCUCUAGGAUUAGUCCUAAUUCCAGAUGAUGCAGGAAACAUUCAGGUGAGAAGAAUGCAAGAAAUACGAACAAAAGACGUGCAUGUGAUACAAGGCCGUAAACAGCCCAGGUACUGGUACGGACUCUCAUUAUCUAAUAAUGACGCAGGGAGAACAGCAUCAGCUUUAGUACAGGAAGCAAAAAAUUCCGUUCCACAGUACCAAAGUGUAAUGCCUGAAGAUGCUUUACACGUGACGACCUGGUUCAAAAAGACACCAGGACCUGAUCCAAUUUAUUUUCAAAACUUGCAAAGGGCAGGACCUGUAAAAGCUACCAUAGCAUACAUUUAUUCAGACUCAUUUAAUGUUGCUGCAGCACAUGUGGUGAUACACUGGAAAAAUGAGGAGCAGAAACAUUUAUAUAAGAACAUUAAUCCACCACAUAUUUCCCUAAUAAAACCAGUUGAAUGGGAAUGGGAAAGUGUAGGAGAUUUUAUCAGAGAAAACCUACAAUGCAAAGAUUGGAUUACUACUGGACCCACUACAGAGACUGGCUGCCACAAUUGGGUGCGGAAGUCCCUGUACUGGGCAGUGACAUUGACUCCAUUUCAAAAAAUACAACAUCCUGAUGACGAAGAACAACAGUUUCCCUGAUAUGUGCUAGAACUUACACAAAGAGACGAGGACCUGCUAAGUAAAGUACCGGAGUGCCUUUGGUCAAAGGGACCGUCUGAUGUAGGGUUAAUUAAAGGAGUAGCACCUGUCAAAAUUAGGCCCAAAUCUGAAUAUAGACCCUGUAUAAGACAAUAUAAAUUAAAACCCGAUGCAAUAGAAGGCAUUAGGCCAGAAAUUGAGAGCUUAAAAGAAGCAGGUGUGAUAGUGGACUGUGAGGACUCACCAUGUAACAGCCCAAUAUUCCCAGUGCAGAAACAAGCUCCCUCUACAGGUUGGAGAAUGGUACAGGAUUUACAAGCAGUAAACGAAGCAGUAAUUCAACGAGCCCCUUGUGUGCCAGAUCCACACACAUUAUUAAAUUCACUAAGAUCAGAUGCCAAGGUAUUUACUGUAGUUGACAUUAGUAAUGCAUUUUUCUCUGUUCCCAUUGACAAAGACAGUCAGUUUUGGUUUGCUUUUACGUUUGAAGGACGUAGAUAUACGAUGACACGUCUUGGGCAGGGAUAUUGUGAAAGUCCAACAAUAUAUUCUCAAGUUAUGUCAACAAAUUUGGCUAAGUUUAAUCCGCCAAAAGGAAGCCAAAUUCUCUUGUACGUAGAUGAUAUACUUUUGGCCGCAGCCGACAGAGAAUCAUGUGAAAUUGAUACAAUUGCUUUGUUGACAUUCCUUGCAGAAAAUGGUCACAAAGUAAGUAAAAACAAACUUCAAUUCUGCCAAGACACUAUCAAAUACUUAGGACACUGUUUAAAUGCAACAGGUCGUACGAUCAUUGCAGGUCGUAAGGAAGCAAUAUUAAAUGCACCAAAACCACUAACAAAGAAGCAAAUGAUGUCUUUUUUAGGGUUAACUAAUUACUGUAGACAGUGGAUUGCCAACUACGCUGAAAUAACACAUCCUUUGAGCAAAAUGAUGUAUGAUGAACCAAUAAACAUGAAUGACACUCUAAAAUGGACGGAGGAAAGUGAAAAGGCUUUCAUCGAAGUGAAACAGGUUUUAGUUUCCAGUGCAGCGUUAGCACUUCCUGAUUAUGAUAAGCCUUUUGUGCAGAUGGUAGAUUGUAAAGGACAUUUUAUGACUUCCGUCUUAACGCAGACGCAUGGGGAUAAACUCAGGCCGGUGGCAUACUAUUCUUCUAAAUUAGAUAGUGUGGCUUGUGCAAUGCCCCCAUGUGUUCGUGCUGUAUUGGCGGCGUCAUUGGCAGUGGAAGCUAGUGCAUUGGUAGUGCUUUUUCAUACACUAGUGCUCCGGGUUCCACAUGCAGUGUCAGCUUUGUUAUUACAGACAAAUUUUUCCUUCAUGUCACCAGCACGACACUUAUCCUGUAUGUCAAAUUUGCUGUCACAGCCUCAUUUGACAAUAGAAAGAUGUACAACUCUAAAUCCUGCCACUUUAAUUCUCUGCGAGGAAGAUGGGGAGCCACAUAAUUGUAAAGCAUUGGCAGAACAAACUACUAAAUGUAGAGUGGAUUUGUUAGAGACGCCAUUGGAGUACCUAGAGGGGUCCCUGAUGAAUAUAAACUAGUUGAUCAAGUUGCAACUGGAUUUGAAAAUCUUCCUGUAAUAUCAGCCAUAAUACCAAUCACUCCUAAUAAAAACGCAGACCGAAUUAACUACAUCCACUACAACGUCCAGAAGCUUGGAAACUAUACUCAAGAAGGGUUAGAAGCAGUGCAUGAACAACUCAGUGCCACCUCCCUCAUGGCUUUCCAGAAUCGCACAGCUGUUGAUAUGCUCCUAUUAGAGAAAGGAGGAGUUUGUGGAAUGUUAGGAGCAGGACACACAUGUUGCGUUGUCAUACCCAACAAUACAGCUGCGGAUGGAAGCCUGACACGUGCUAUAGGUAGCCUGCGAGCUAUGAAUAGGCGCCUAAAAGAGCAGUCUGGGGUGAGCACAACCUUCUGGGACGACUGGUUGGGUGUGUUUGGUCGUUACCGGGCACUAGCUUCUUCAAUUCUGAUAUCAAUCGCAGUAUUUGUAUCCAUCUUGACCUUGUGUGGAUGUUGUUGUAUUCCCUGUCUCCGUUCAUUAAUCAAUAGGUUAAUAACCACUGCCAUCGCACCCAUCACCGAGGGAAAAGGGGUGCCGAUAUACCUAUUGGAAGGCAGUGAUGAAGAGGACCCUGAAGGAGUACUUCCAAACCUAUUCCAAGAAACCUCCCAGGUGUAAGAACGAAUGAACCUGUAAUUAAAAAUCCAAAGUGAAGUGAUUACAAGGUGAUGACACAGUUUCGAUAAACAGGAGGGAAUGAUGGAUUCAACAUUUAUAUUAAUCUCACUGUGUAUGUAAUGGUAAUGUAAUCUUCACUUUGUUUACUCAAUCUUAUUAUAAUCAAUGUAUUAAUAUGUGCACUUAAACAAUUCUGUUUCUGAGUAUUGCAGAUAUUAUGAGUUGCAGAAGGUCAUAAAAGUCAUAUCCACUCAAUAACAGGAAACAUCUUGGGCGACCAUUGCUUAAGGAAGAUAAAAUAAGGAAGGGCAGACUGACCUUAACUCUGACAUGAACACACUGACCUGAAGUGUUAUUUUUGUGUUUCCUGUAAGCAAAAGGGAACUGCUCAUGUUGUAAUGUUUUUCAUGUUCCCCCUCCCACUCUGAGAUGAGUAGUUCCCAUGUAACUAGGGCUCCUAAUACUGAAUAAAAGGCGUGGAGAAACGAGAGGAGACUUUAGAGGGUAUUGAGUGAACAGCUAGUUACAUGUAACUAAAGUUCUUCUCUCGGUUACUCCCUCCACGCGUGUAAAAGAUAUUAA
Molecule: messenger RNA, 6906 nt
Organism: Boleophthalmus pectinirostris (great blue-spotted mudskipper)
Lineage: Eukaryota; Metazoa; Chordata; Actinopteri; Gobiiformes; Gobiidae
Exons: 3
Coding region: 1577-3046 (489 amino acids)
Molecular function (GO): zinc ion binding; nucleic acid binding
Source: RefSeq, a predicted model, not a curated record